CAGAGCAGAGGUGACGGGUGACUCUGUACAAACGGCUUUUGCUUGGUUUUUCUUCUGUUUCCCUGCAUCUGUGUCAGCCAAAUCAGUUAAAACAUGCUGAUUGCUCUGUUUCUCGCCUUCCUGGUGUCUUCUGCCAUUGCCAAAGAGAAAGACAGUACUCUUCCCAGGCUGAACGACACCGCAGCUACUGAAGCCUUCAUCAACUCUGCUGAAGUAGUAGUCAUUGGAUUCCUGGAGGGAGAGGAGAGUCCCGGCUAUAAGGAACUUGUUGCAGCUGCAAAACGAGUUGACUCAGUCCCUGUAGCCAUUUGCACUGUGAAAGAGGUGUGGGAAGAUUACAGCCUCUCCUCACACACUAUCACCCUCUUCAGAAAGGCAGAUAACCACCAGGAGAAUCUUGUUCUUGCUGAGGUCAAGAAGUUGGACACCGAUGGUCUUGUAAAUUUCAUCAGCAUGAACGAGGUCCGGUACAUCACAGAAUACAGCCAAGUGACAGCAGUGGGGCUGUUCAAUUCAGAGGUGAAGUCGCACCUCCUGCUCUUUGCCAACAGGGGGAGUAAAGAGUACAGUGAACUCAAGGAGCGACUGGGAGCUCUGGCACCUGAGUUCACAGGCAAGUUUUUGUUUGUGCUGAUUAAUGGAGCACUGAAGUCCAGCUCUCAAUCACUCGGCUACUUCGGCCUGACGUCUGGAGACCUCCCACGCGUUGGCAUCUACGACGGUGACUCAGACAUGAAGUGGCUGCUACCUGAGGGAGAGAUUUCUACUGAACGAGUACAGGAAUUUUGCCAGUCCUUCCUCCGAGGAGAACUAAAGGAGGUGAAGCAGGCCGGAGCAGAAGCCAAAACAGAACUUUAGGACUGGUAGAGUGUGAAUUCAUUAAUAUUUGUCGAAUAAAAACUAAAUGUGAACAGAUACUGAUAUGAAUUCUUUAU
Molecule: messenger RNA, 935 nt
Organism: Monopterus albus (swamp eel)
Lineage: Eukaryota; Metazoa; Chordata; Actinopteri; Synbranchiformes; Synbranchidae
Gene: erp27
Product: endoplasmic reticulum protein 27
Exons: 7
Coding region: 94-858 (254 amino acids)
Biological process (GO): response to endoplasmic reticulum stress; protein folding
Cellular component (GO): endoplasmic reticulum
Molecular function (GO): protein disulfide isomerase activity
Source: RefSeq, a predicted model, not a curated record